Guillardia theta CCMP2712 is the source of this 423-nucleotide messenger RNA. RefSeq lists its product as hypothetical. NCBI's taxonomy places the organism in Eukaryota, Cryptophyceae, Pyrenomonadales, Geminigeraceae. The transcript has 2 exons. The record is from RefSeq and is a predicted model, not a curated record. The annotation marks the transcript as partial. Gene Ontology annotation, molecular function: protein binding.
AGCAACGAGCUCUUCGUCCUCAACACCUCCUCCUUGACAUGGUCCCAGCCCCUCGCUUCCGGUCAGCCACCCUCGCCAAGGAUGCAUCACUCCAUGGUGUGUGAGGGGAAGAACAUCUACAUCUACGGGGGGGAGACGGAGAGCGGUUAUCAGAAUGAUCUUUAUCUUCUUGAUGUCUCAUCUUGUACCUGGAAACUUCUUGAGACCAACGGAACGAAACCAUGGCCUCGCUGGACUCCCGCCAUGGCGACUCAUUCCGGCUCAAUCUUGCUCUUUGGCGGAUACGGCAUCCAUGGUUACUCGAAUGAGCUUUAUUUGCUCGACACAGAGCAAAUGAGCUGGAGGGUAGCUCAAGUCAGUGGGUCGAUCCCAUCUCCUCGAUCUGAGUCAGCCAUGGCUGUGAUAAAUGACAUGCUCUACGUC